AUGCCGCUCUCGCAGAAUAUUGCUCCUUCGUCUGAGGAUAUUCCUCCCGAGGAGAAGAGUCAGUAUCGAAUGAUCAAAGACGCCGGGUACAACAACAUGCAUGACUUCAUGUUGUCUUAUGGCAUAAAGCCGAGCAGUCUCGGAGGAUAUGAUGAAGCACGCCAGAUCAUAGACAUCAUGAGGCGGCAUGAUCAGGAGAUUUGGGAAGCAGAGCACAACGGACAAAACCAGGAUUACUCUGAUAACCACGAGGCACACACCAGUGAACCUAACCAGGGCUACUAUGAGGAUUGGAAGGCAGAACAAGACGUGCAGAGGUUUGAGGUCUGCGAGGGAAACGAUGACUAUGACGAAGGAGCAGUUGAACACCAUCACCAGUACUAUGAAGGUGCCGCGGACCAGAGUGAUUCGCCUCAGAGCCACUACAGUGAUGAUUGGGAGGCUGGCUCGGCUGGUGAGGAGGAGUGCUAUGAUAAUUGGGACUGCAAUGAGCAGUAUGAUGACGACUACGAAUGA
This is a messenger RNA of Aspergillus ibericus CBS 121593, 516 nucleotides long. RefSeq lists its product as uncharacterized. Lineage: Eukaryota; Fungi; Ascomycota; Eurotiomycetes; Eurotiales; Aspergillaceae. Bases 1 to 516 code for a protein of 171 amino acids. The transcript has a single exon. The record is from RefSeq and is a predicted model, not a curated record.